Molecule: messenger RNA, 1530 nt
Organism: Saimiri boliviensis boliviensis (Bolivian squirrel monkey)
Lineage: Eukaryota; Metazoa; Chordata; Mammalia; Primates; Cebidae
Gene: STK32A
Product: serine/threonine kinase 32A
Biological process (GO): protein phosphorylation; G protein-coupled receptor signaling pathway; regulation of signal transduction
Molecular function (GO): ATP binding; G protein-coupled receptor binding; G protein-coupled receptor kinase activity
Source: RefSeq, a predicted model, not a curated record
GCGCUGGGCGGCGCUCGGACCCCUCGGCAGCCGCAGGUGCCCGCCCCAGCCCAGCCCAGCUCAGUCCGGCGCAGCCCAGCCCAGCCCUGCGCUCGCAGCUGCCGCCGCUCCGAGGCACAAAGGUGCCUUUCCUUGCUCCUGCUCCUUGCUCCUUGCUCUGGAGUUCUUCUCUUAGCACCUGCUCCCUGGUUGAAAGCAUCGUUCCGAGCCUCAGGGGAGGAAUGAAGGAAGAAUCGAGACUAGAUAUCCAACUAAGGCUUCAGGACAUGUUUUGAGCAAAGAUGGGUGUUUCUGCCAGGAUAGUAUAACUCGAGGAUCCAGGACUAGGCAGAUUCAACCAUGGGAGCCAACACUUCGAGCAAACCGCCAGUGUUUGACGAAAAUGAAGAGGUCAACUUUGACCACUUCGAAAUUUUGCGAGCCAUUGGGAAAGGCAGUUUUGGGAAGGUCUGCAUUGUGCAGAAGAAUGAUACCAAGAAGAUGUAUGCAAUGAAGUACAUGAAUAAACAAAAGUGUGUGGAGCGCAAUGAAGUAAGAAAUGUCUUCAAGGAACUCCAGAUCAUGCAGGGUCUGGAGCACCCUUUCCUGGUGAAUUUGUGGUAUUCCUUCCAAGAUGAGGAAGACAUGUUCAUGGUGGUGGACCUCCUGUUGGGUGGAGACCUGCGUUAUCACCUGCAACAGAAUGUCCGCUUCAAGGAAGAAACAGUGAAGCUCUUCAUCUGUGAGCUGGUCAUGGCCCUGGACUACCUGCAGAGCCAGCGCAUCAUUCACAGGGAUAUGAAGCCUGACAAUAUUUUACUUGAUGAACAUGGGCAUGUGCACAUCACAGAUUUCAACAUUGCUGCCAUGCUGCCCAGGGAGAUGCAGAUUACCACCAUGGCUGGCACCAAGCCUUACAUGGCACCCGAGAUGUUCAACUCCAGAAAAGGAGCAGGCUAUUCCUUUGCUGUUGACUGGUGGUCCCUGGGAGUGACGGCAUAUGAACUACUGAGAGGCCGGAGACCAUAUCAUAUUCGCUCCAGUACUUCCAGCAAGGACAUUGUACACAUGUUUGAGACAGCUAUUGUAACUUACCCUUCCGCCUGGUCACAGGAAAUGGUGUCACUUCUUAAAAAGCUACUUGAACCUAAUCCAGACCAACGAUUUUCUCAUUUGUCUGAUGUCCAGAACUUCCCAUAUAUGAAUGAUAUAAAUUGGGAUGCAGUUUUUCAGAAGAGGCUCAUUCCAGGUUUCAUUCCUAAUAAAGGCAGGCUGAAUUGUGAUCCUACCUUUGAACUUGAGGAAAUGAUUUUGGAGUCCAAACCUCUUCACAAGAAAAAAAAGCGUCUGGCAAAGAAAGAGAAAGAGAUGAGGAAAUGCAAUUCCUCUCAGACAUGUCUUCUUCAAGAGCACCUUGACUCUGUCCAGAAGGAGUUCAUAAUUUUCAACAGAGAAAAAGUAAACAGGGACUUUAAUAAAAGACAACCAAAUCUAGCCUUGGAACAAACCAAAGACCCACAAGAUGAGAAUGGUCAGAAUAACAACCUGUAA